Protopolystoma xenopodis is the source of this 468-nucleotide messenger RNA. NCBI's taxonomy places the organism in Eukaryota, Metazoa, Platyhelminthes, Monogenea, Polystomatidea, Polystomatidae. The record is from the annotation of a GenBank genome assembly.
AUGUACCCCGAAUCCUUUCAUCUGGCACUGUCUCACCCAACAAAUUCCGUCUCAAAAUGUCACAUCAGAAGGCAGAUAGCCUUCAUCCUUGACUGCCGCCUUGAGACAUACGAUGAUUCCACUUUGUCAAGUGCCUGCCAGCCGGGCCGGAGAGCGCGUCAACAGCAGUUCAGUUUUCUUCGUCUCGACUCUUCGAAUGUCUGGUUUCAAGGACCUCUCGACUGGAAAGAAGCCAAUCCAGCCACAUGCUUCAGACCACAAAUGCGGCCAGGUGUGCUUGUCUCUCCUCGACGGUUAAUAGCCUACAUCUGCCUACCUUUUCGGCCGGAUCGGCUCGCGAAUCAACUCGGCCAACUUGCACAAAGCAGGGGUGCCGCAAAGCCCGGCUUUCGGCAGAGUUUUGCUACUAUUCCCUCCUUUUGCUGCAAGACGUCAAGCAUUUACGAGCCAGUCUCGUGCCAUCCUUAA